Archocentrus centrarchus (flier cichlid) is the source of this 2859-nucleotide messenger RNA. It is a transcript of the gene b4galt1l, whose product is annotated as DP-Gal:betaGlcNAc beta 1,4- galactosyltransferase, polypeptide 1, like. The coding region runs from base 626 to 1729 and encodes 367 amino acids. Gene Ontology annotation, molecular function: cytoskeletal protein binding; beta-N-acetylglucosaminylglycopeptide beta-1,4-galactosyltransferase activity. The record is from RefSeq and is a predicted model, not a curated record. Gene Ontology annotation, biological process: carbohydrate metabolic process; protein N-linked glycosylation. Gene Ontology annotation, cellular component: Golgi apparatus. The transcript has 6 exons. NCBI's taxonomy places the organism in Eukaryota, Metazoa, Chordata, Actinopteri, Cichliformes, Cichlidae.
GUGAACAGAAACUUCUUGAUUUAUUAGUGAAAGUAACUUAUGACAUCGUGCAGUAAGCAUCUGUCGUGAAACUGCGCUCCCGGUGGUUUUGCGCGUUUUGUGUUUUAUUUUGAAAAUGUGUAACCGGAGGAGUUCGGAGUGGUUUCGCCACCUUGACAGGCUGGGAUCCUCCGCACCGCACCGAAGUUUGACCACUCCGGAACUUCGGAGCUCACUGACCGAACCACCGUCUUCUGUUCCCGGCUCUGGUUCUGACUGACCCGCGGAACUUUUAGCGCUCGUUAGCGGACUUCGUAGGAGCCGUUAGGCGGAGUUUCCGAGGUGCGUGUAACGGUUAGCUGUGAAUUUACUUUAAACCUGGACGGCGGAGGAAGCUAACUCAUUUAGCCCACAUCUGACGGUGGCGGAGCCCAGAGCUUUACAGCUCGCUUCUUCGCUUUCUCUCCGGGAGAUUUCGGUCUUAUUUUAACCAGAUAUCGCUGGAAAACUUGGAAACUUUCCUGCCAGCUUCCAGGAAAAUGGAGUGUGAACGCAGAUAACAUUAAGUGAUCAGGGGGGAAUAGACUUUAUUUCCGCUUCAUCGGCCGGGUUUUAACGAAGCACCUUUGGGACUGUGUGAGCCAGGAUGCCCGGAGACCCCUCCGUCAACUUCAACCUCCUCCACCGGAUCUGUAAGCUGGUGGUGCUGCUGUGUUUCCUCCAUAUCUUCGUCACUGUGGUCUUCUAUGUCCGCUCCUUCGAUUUCCGGGUCGCCUUCGCUCAGAACCAGCAGUCCAAACACAACGCCGUGAAACCAGCCCAGGUUAGAAACGCGGAGGUUAGAAACACGGAGGACACCCCCGGAGUCGACCCUGUGAUAGAGAAACCUAAAGCCCCGGAGGAACCGAAAGCCCCGGAGGAGCCGGCGAAGAAGCUGGAGAAAUGCCCCGAGACGUCUCCCCUGCUGGUGGGUCCCCUGCGGGUGGAGUUUAACAUCCCCAUGAGCCUGGAUCUGAUAAAAAAAGAGAACCCCAACCUGCAGCAGGGCGGACGCUUCAAACCCAAAGACUGCGAGGCGCUGCAGAAGGUGGCCAUCAUCAUCCCGUUCCGCAACCGAGACGAACACCUCAAGUACUGGCUGUACUACCUGCACCCGAUCCUGCAGAGGCAGCAGCUCGACUACGGGGUGUACGUCAUCAACCAGGACGGCGAAGAGACCUUCAACCGCGCCAAGCUGCUGAACGUGGGCUACACGGAGGCCUUGAAGGAGUACGACUACAACUGCUUCAUCUUCAGCGACGUCGACCUCAUCCCCAUGGACGAUCGCAACACCUACAAGUGCUUCAGCCAGCCUCGACAUCUGUCCGUGUCCAUGGACAAGUUCGGCUUCAGGUUACCGUACAAUCAGUACUUUGGAGGCGUCUCUUCGCUGAGUAAAGAACAAUACUUGAAGAUCAACGGCUUUCCCAACAACUACUGGGGCUGGGGAGGAGAGGACGACGACAUCUACAACAGGGUGACGUCUCGAGGAAUGUCCAUCUCCAGACCCAGCGGUGAGAUCGGGAAGUGCCGCAUGAUCCGACACAACAGAGACCAGAAGAAUGAGCCGAACCCUCAGAGGUUUAACCGGAUCGCCCACACCAGGGAGACCAUGCACAAAGACGGCAUCAACUCUCUGAGCUACCGGGUGGUGAGUGUGGAGAAGCUGGACCUGUUCACUAAGAUCACCGUGGACGUGGGGAAGCCGUGAAGGGUCUGUGGCGCUGGACCCAGACUCAUGACCACACCAUGCCUCUGACACUUGAAGCUUUAAGUUCUGGUUCUGAUCCAGAGCUGCUGGACUCUCUCUCUCUUUAGUUUUUGCACAGACAGACUCGUGGUUUGUGGAGUUUGUUUCCCUCUUUGGGGCCUUAAGUACUCAUCUCUGAUUCGUCAGCUGGACUCAAUCAGCUCGCUCCGUCUGCGAGUCAGAGGCUGCGGUGACACUUCCUGAAUGGGGCUUUUGUUUUGAAAAUCAGACAAUCAGGGGGGGAUUAUGGGUAAUUGAUUUUGUAUGUAUGUAUGUGUGUGUGUGUGUGUGUGUGUGUCACCCUUUUUUUAAGAAUAGGGGUUUUGAUCCAUAAUCAAUGUUUCUGUAAUCAAAUUUCUUUUUACAGCCAAAGUUCAAACCAAAAUAAAAGACGUGUCUGUUGUUCAGUGGAUUAUAUUCCUAAUUGAUCAAAACUGACUGAUGAUCUGCUCAUUUCAAUUCCAGCAAAAGGAAAAAGAAAGUGGGGGCUGAUUCCUCUGAUCGAUGAGCCGUAAAUCAUCUCGAUUGAUUGAUUGUAUCAAGUGUCCUUAUUGGUACCAAAGACUUUACUGAUCCUGUGGAUGAGGUCACCUGACUGCUGGGCGAGUGUUUCUGAUUAUUGACGACACAUUGAUCCAGCGUGCAUGUUUGUUUGUCUGCAGACCAAUUUCCUCCUCUGUGAACAAGCCACCUGUAAAUGUGCCUUAAUGGUGUGACUGGUUGAACUGGUGGAGAUCUUGUGUGUGUGCGUGUGUGUGUGCGGGGGGGGGGUUCCUUUAAUAUGACGUGUGUGUUCUUCUGUUUGUCUUGUUUGACUCGCUGGUUGACGUCCCGUCUCUGUGGGUCACGCUGUGCUGUAGAUACUGGUUCACAGGGUGGGGGUCGGCCUGCCCCACGGAGGCGAGACGUGAAUGGGAACACAGCAAGCUGGAAAAAAGUGUAAUGAUCCUUUAAAAGCACUAAAUUCAGCUUCAUUAAACCAGUUAAAUUAAUAAAUAUUUGAAAUCAGAUUUCUGUCCUGCUGCAGUGAUGUUGGCCGUGAAAUGUUUCUGUAUGUGGACAUUAAAGAGGACGUGUUGGGCUUUUCCUUA